AUGAAUGAAUAUGAAGAAGAAGAAAACAAAGACAUGUGUCCAAUCUGCAAGACAGAUCGUUACUUGUCUCCUGAUUUGAAAUUUUUAGUCAACCCAGAAUGCUAUCAUAAGAUCUGUGAAUCCUGUGUGGACCGUAUUUUCAGUCUGGGUCCUGCUCAAUGUCCAUACAAAGGCUGCGAUAAAAUCUUAAGAAAGAAUAAGUUCAAAACACAGAUCUUCGAUGAUGUCAGCGUGGAGAAAGAAGUGGACAUAAGGAAACGUGUAUUCAAUGUUUUCAACAAGACUUUGCAAGAUUUCAACGGCAACUUGGACGAAUACAAUAAAUAUCUAGAAGAUAGAGAAGAUAUAGUAUACAAUCUAGACCAUGGCAUCGAUGUAGAUAAAAUGGAGGAGAAACUACGCACCUAUGAGGAACUAAAUAAACAGUUGAUUCAAGCUAAUCUGGAAAGAUUCAAACAAGACACGGAAUCGUUUAAACAAAGACAACAAUUUGAAAAAGAGAUGAAACUAAAGAAAAGACUGUUGGAGAGACAAAUUGAGGAAGAGGAACGUGCAAAUAAAAGGUGGGCCAAGAGAGAAAUCGUUAAUAGAUUAACCACAUCGAAUCUCUCUGUAGAUACCAAUGAAGUUAUAGAUAGUGUCAAAAAUACAGUUAAGUUGAAGAAAUCAUCUGCAAGAAGGAAGUUAGAAGAACUGAAUAGAGUUUUACAAAAUAAUCCAUAUUUCGGAGCAAAUAUGAAUCCACAGAAUAAUAAAACAAUGAUGAUGAUGAUGAUGCAAAGAAGACAAUUGGAACCAUUUACCCCAUUCAAUGGUGAUAGAGACUUGAACCAAAGAUAUGUUGUAACAAGAGACCAAUAUGAGGACCCAUUCAUCCAGGAUUUAGAGAAAAGAAAAGAAUAUACAGCUUCUGGGUUCCGGGUGGAUUAUACAUAUGAUAGAUUAUUGAAUGAAGCAUUUAGAGGAUUAGGAUGUAUAAUAUCAGAGGAACUGGCAUAG
Arxiozyma heterogenica is the source of this 999-nucleotide messenger RNA. It is a transcript of the gene TFB3, whose product is annotated as TFIIH/NER complex subunit TFB3. Gene Ontology annotation, molecular function: cyclin-dependent protein serine/threonine kinase activator activity. Gene Ontology annotation, cellular component: transcription factor TFIIH holo complex. Lineage: Eukaryota; Fungi; Ascomycota; Saccharomycetes; Saccharomycetales; Saccharomycetaceae. Gene Ontology annotation, biological process: positive regulation of cyclin-dependent protein serine/threonine kinase activity; regulation of transcription by RNA polymerase II; nucleotide-excision repair. The transcript has a single exon. The record is from RefSeq and is a predicted model, not a curated record. Bases 1 to 999 code for a protein of 332 amino acids.